CAGUGCCAGCUCCCCUUUUUCAAGCCCCAGAAACCCAGCAAAGUGCACUCAGCCUUCAGCCAGCAGCCUCACCCACUGUUACCUCUAGGAGCAGGCUCUCCCAUUUGAGGGAGUGUGGGCACCUAACCUGUCUAACCUGUCUGACGUCAUCAUAGCUCCACCCACCUGUGCCCCAGGUCCCCAGCCGAGCUGGCUAGCUCUUCCUGUUCCCAGCUUCCGUCCUCUCAGCUCUCACAGAGUAGCCUAACUUACCAGAACUGAGCCUCCGGAGCUCUUGCGGGCCUCUACUCCACCCUGUGUCCCUCACUUAAGUGAGUGGGCAGCUAGGAGCAGGUCUCUGAAGAGUUGAGAGUUGAGGCCAUUUAACCAAUAAACCGACUUGUGACUUUUGCACCUGCCAACACUUUCACUUCAUGCUGAGCCAAGAUGGGGAACCAAAGAGACGAAGAUUAUAAUUAUGUCUUCAAGGUGGUGCUGAUCGGCGAGUCAGGUGUGGGCAAGACCAAUCUGCUGUCCCGGUUCACCCGUAACGAGUUCAGCCAUGACAGCCGCACCACCAUCGGGGUUGAGUUCUCCACCCGCACUGUAAUGCUGGGCACCUCUACCAUCAAGGCACAGAUCUGGGACACGGCUGGCCUGGAGCGAUACCGAGCCAUCACCUCUGCGUACUACCGUGGAGCCGUAGGGGCACUCCUGGUAUUCGACCUAACCAAGCACCAGACCUACGCUGUCGUGGAACGCUGGCUGAAGGAGCUCUAUGACCACGCAGAGGCUACUAUUGUUGUCAUGCUUGUGGGAAAUAAAAGUGACCUCAGCCAGGCCCGGGAGGUGCCCACUGAGGAGGCCUGCAUGUUCGCUGAAAACAAUGGUCUGCUGUUCCUGGAGACCUCAGCCCUGGACUCCACCAAUGUUGAGCUAGCCUUUCAGACUGUCCUCAAAGAGAUCUUUGAAAAGGUGUCCAAGCAGAGGCAGAACAACGCCCGGACCAGUGCUAUCACCCUGGGCAAUGUCCAAGUGGGACAGGAUGCUGGCCCUGGGGAGAAGAGGGCCUGCUGCAUCAACCUCUGACUUCAGCCAGGGGAGCCAAGAGAUGGCUGUUCAAGCAAGGGAUGAUGGCAGGGAAUCCUGGAGACAGCCACUCCCCACACCAGAGCACCCCACUGCCAUUGCUACCCAAGAUCCAACUGGCAAACAGUGAAAGACAGAGCCUUUAAGUAAUAAUACUUUUAAUAAAAUUAACUUCUCAAUAGCACAUUUAAUACAUUAACCCUCCCCCCUUCUUGGUGUCUCUGCGUUGUGUGCAACAUCACUCUGACUUGAUUACGCACUGGGUCUAUUUUAUUUCCCACCUUUGUUUUCCACUCGGAAUCUUCCUUGGUGAUUUGUACGAGUCACUAGAUGCCUCAAAUGAAGUCUGACCACGAUCCUACUCUACUUUCUACAGUGGAGAGACCAUCCUCCCUGCCCCAGGGCUUGUCUCCACCCAACCACUUGGCCCCCCCUCAAGCACUCACCCUCAGGUAUGCAAGGGGAAAUUCCC
Molecule: messenger RNA, 1540 nt
Organism: Acomys russatus (golden spiny mouse)
Lineage: Eukaryota; Metazoa; Chordata; Mammalia; Rodentia; Muridae
Gene: Rab25
Product: RAB25, member RAS oncogene family
Exons: 6
Coding region: 427-1068 (213 amino acids)
Biological process (GO): exocytosis
Cellular component (GO): recycling endosome
Molecular function (GO): GTPase activity; GTP binding
Source: RefSeq, a predicted model, not a curated record